Molecule: messenger RNA, 1245 nt
Organism: Talaromyces rugulosus
Lineage: Eukaryota; Fungi; Ascomycota; Eurotiomycetes; Eurotiales; Trichocomaceae
Exons: 3
Coding region: 1-1245 (414 amino acids)
Biological process (GO): transmembrane transport
Molecular function (GO): transmembrane transporter activity
Source: RefSeq, a predicted model, not a curated record
AUGCUCGAAGAGCGGCUACAUGUAGGCUCAGAUCAAACGCAGCGUUUCACCUCCAUAUCUCUCGCCCUCCACGGCCUGGUAUCCGUUUUUGGAGGCCCGCUCAUCGGGCAUUUCGCGGACAAGGCGUCCAACCGCAAGCUCCCGUUUCUCAUAGCGCUGGUGGGAUGUAUCAUCGGGACGUUCAUGGUCGCCUGUGCGACGUCUGUGGGUGUAUUCUUCGGCGGACGUGUGCUGCAGGGAAUUUCAGGGUCCGGGGCGUGGAUUGUGGGCCUAGCAACGGCGGCGAAUGCGGUCGGUCCGGAGCAGAUUGGGACCACGAUUGGGAUUCUUAUGGCCUUUGUGAAUGCAGGGAUGAUUACGGGGCCGAUGGUCUCGGGCUUUAUUCUGGAGGCGGGGGGGUAUUGGUUAACGUGGAGUGUGCCGGUGGUGCUAUUGCUCAUCGAUGUCGCGGCUCGUUUGCUGAUAAUCGAGAACUCCGAGAGACCCAGCACGAAGGCUCCGGCAGAGGCGGAGGAAAUAGACAGUCUUCUUCAUUCGCAGGAUGGUGGUCAAGAGGGACCGUCUGCUCCGAGCUCGAACUUCUGGCGCACAAUGUUAAGCAAUAGCCGUGUGAUGACGGCAUUGCUGAUUGGGACUUGGGGUCCGGCCCUAAGCACAUGCUUCAAUGCCACUCUUCCACUCCAUGUGCUGAAUAUCUUUGGAUGGAGCUCCUCUCGUGUCGGACUGAUGUUCUUCCUGCUAGCUGUACCGGGUCUAUUCUUCAGCCCGCUCGCGGGAUAUCUUCGUGAUCGCAUCGGCACCCGAAAACCAGCUACUAUGGCCCUUGGUUUACAGGCAGUGUUCCUAGUCCUGUUAGGAUUCGCUGGAAACAGUCAUUUUGACUGGGCUUGCUCUGGUGGCCGCGGCCCGGCACUUUAUAUUCUCUCAAUUGUCGCAAUGGGCAUCCUGCGACCUUUUAUCUCGGGUAUCGGGCCCGUAGAGUUAACUUCCGUCGUCAAAGCAGAAGAAGCAAAAAAUCCAGCGAUCUUCGGACCCCGAGGUGGCCAUUCGCGUGUCUUUUCUCUGGUUGAAGUCGCUGCCACGGCUGGCAUGACGAUUGGCCCCAUAAUCUCUGGCAUCCUUGUUGAACAAUUCGAUUACUAUCGAAUGUCCUGGAUAUUAAGCGUUAUAUCUAUCAUUAUGGCUACCUUAGCCUAUACCUUCCUAGGAGAUAAAGAUAAGGCACGUGAAGCAAACGCUGAGUGA